Abrus precatorius (Indian licorice) is the source of this 2790-nucleotide messenger RNA. Its product is annotated as nitrate regulatory gene2 protein-like. The coding region runs from base 343 to 2673 and encodes 776 amino acids. The transcript is spliced from 5 exons. NCBI's taxonomy places the organism in Eukaryota, Viridiplantae, Streptophyta, Magnoliopsida, Fabales, Fabaceae. The record is from RefSeq and is a predicted model, not a curated record.
GUUUUUAAUGUUUUCUUCUUGCUUGUGUUUUGACCGUUGCUUUUUUUUACCCCCCUCUCAACGUCUUUCUCUGUUCACACACACACACCCUUCUCUCUCUCUGAUUCCCUCUCCACUAUUCAUCAUCAAAAACACCCUCUUUUUCCUUCACUGCUAUGUUUCUUCUCCCUUCUAAGCUUCCAUAACCAAACCCAACGUGAACAUGCUUUUGUUUUUUUCCUUCCUGAAAAUGGGUUUAUGAUUUCUUUAUGAAUGUGGUGAGGCAUAGAGAAAGAUUCCCCUUUCGUUUCAAUUUCAAUGCAAGCUUGAGACAUUCAUUCAUAGGGGAAUAAGGAGGAAGAGAUGGGAUGUUCACAUUCAAGGCUUGAUGACGAAGAAGCAGUGCAGCUUUGUAAAGAUAGGAAAAGGUUCAUCAAACAAGCUGUUGAACAAAGAACCCUAUUUGCCACAGGACACAUAGCGUACAUAGAAUCUCUGAAGAGAGUUUCAGCAGCACUUCGUGAUUACAUUGAAGGUGAUGAGCCUCGUGAGUUCUCAUUGGACUCAGUUAUCACCCCACCAUUCACACCUGUCAAGAGAACUACCCCUGCCUUCAUUCCCAUAUCAGCAAAACCCUUCACACCAACAACGGCAAUUGAGUUUGGUGUUGGACCAAACUCUACUUUGAAAGUGAACUACCUUAGGCCAGGUGGUAAUCCUGCAAUUUCAGUUGAGGAAAGGCCUCAGUCACCUGAAAUGGUUCGGGUGGAGACAUAUCCUCCAAUGCAGCACUAUGGCAUUGAUGGAUUCUUCAACAUGCAAUCAUCACCUGCGAACCCCUCAAUUUUUGCUUACUCUCCCAAUAAUAGGCCCAACAUCCCUCCCUCUUCACCUCAGGCUUCUCAGUGGGACUUCUUUUGGAACCCCUUUUCAUCAUUGGACUACUAUGGUUAUCCUGCAAGGAGUAGCCUUGAGCACGCUGCUAUGGAUGAUGAAUACAAAGGACUUAGGCAGGUUAGAGAAGAAGAGGGAAUACCUGACUUGGAAGAAGAUGAAACUGAGCAAGAAUACUAUGUUGGGAAGAGAAAUGUAGCAGAAGAAAGAACUAGAAAUGAUGUAAAUUCUUCCAAAGAAGAAGUCAUUGUUGAAGAUGUUGAUGAUGAGGAUGAGGAUGAGGAUGAGGAGGAGGACGACGAGGAGGAAGAGGAAGAGGAGGGAACAGACAUUGAAAUUGAAAAUAAAACAGACCUUGGAGCUAAUAAUUCACAAGCUCAUGGUAGUGUAAGUUUUGAUGUGUCAAAAGCUCAAACUGCAGGUCAUGUUGAGUCCAGCCAUAGAGAAAUGGCAGUUGGUAAACAAGAAGCUAAGGAUGAAACACCAGGCUUUACUGUUUAUGUAAACCGAAGGCCAACAAGCAUGGCAGAAGUGAUCAAUGAUCUUGAAGCUCAAUUCACAAUUGUUUGCAAUGCAGCCAAUGAUGUCUCGGCAUUGUUAGAGGCCAAGAAAUCUCAGUAUUUAUUGACAUCUAAUGAACUAUCAGCAUCAAAAUUGUUGAACCCGGUAGCUUUGCUCCGCUCUGCUUCUUCACGCUCUUCGUCAUCAAGAUUUUUAAUGAAUAAUUCAAGCACUAGAAAGGAAGGUUGUGAUGGAACUAAGGAUCUCUCUGAGGAACAUUGUAUGUUAUCCGGUAGUCACCAAUCCACAUUGGACAGAUUAAAUGCAUGGGAGAAGAAGCUCUAUGAGGAAGUGAAGUCUGGAGAACGUGUCCGAAUUGCUUAUGAGAAGAAAUGCAAGCAACUCAGGAACCUUGAUGUAAAAGGAGAGGACCCCUCCUGUGCAGAUAAAACAAGAUCAGCUAUUAGAGAUCUAGACACCCAGAUAACAGUUUCAAUACACUCAGUUGAAGCUAUUUCAAGGAGAAUUGAAACUCUAAGGGACGAAGAGUUGCAUCCCCAACUUCUUGAAUUGGUGCAAGGGCUAGAAAGGAUGUGGAAAGUGAUGGCAGAGUGUCAUCAGACACAGAAGAGAACCUUAGAUGAAGCUAAGAUUCUUCUAGCUGGCACCCCUUCUAAAUCACAUGCCAGAAAGCACUCUUCCAUUUCAAUGACUGAUCCAAACCGGCUUGCACGUUCAGCCUCGAAUCUCGAAUCCGAGUUAAGGAACUGGAGAAACACCUUUGAGUCAUGGAUCACUUCUCAAAGAUCCUACAUUCAUUCAUUAACUGGAUGGCUUCUUAGGUGUGUGAGAUCUGAGCCUGAUGCAUCAAAGCUACCAUGCUCUCCUCAUAGGUCCAGUGGCACUCACCCUUUAUUUGGACUGUGUGUUCAAUGGUCAAGACGUUUAGAUGCCAUACAUGAAAAAGCAGUGCUUGAUGGCUUAGACUUUUUUGCAGCUGGAAUGGGGUCCCUCUAUGCACAUCAAUUAAGAGAAGAUUCUAGGAGAAACUCAUUUGGAUCAAAACAAAGUUAUGGGAAUAUGGAAAUGGUGGAAGUUGGUGAGGUGGAAGAUGUGGUAAUGGCUCCAGAGAAACUAGCUGAAGUUGCUAUUAAGGUUCUUUGUGCUGGAAUGUCUGUUGCUAUUAGCUCACUGGCAGAGUUUUCUUUGGAUUCUGCUGAAGGGUACAAUGAAGUUGUUAAGCAAUGGGAAAAUGUCAAGUGUCAACAACAUACUUCUAGUGAGGCUAGAACAUCAUAGAUGUCUCACAUUUUGUGUGCUUAGUUGAUUAGUUUAGGCUUGUUUAGCAAUGAGUGUCUGACAAUGUAAUUAUGUUAACUAAUCAAUACAAAGGUAGUAUAGCAUGGGCAAUUGCAC